This is a messenger RNA of Helianthus annuus (common sunflower), 879 nucleotides long. RefSeq lists its product as uncharacterized. The coding region runs from base 1 to 879 and encodes 292 amino acids. The transcript is spliced from 2 exons. The record is from RefSeq and is a predicted model, not a curated record. Lineage: Eukaryota; Viridiplantae; Streptophyta; Magnoliopsida; Asterales; Asteraceae.
AUGGAGAAGAAAACUAACCUGAAGGAAGAAACUUGGAAUGAUUGUGUCACAAAGGAGUUCAAUGAAUGUGUUCAAUACACGGAAUUGGUAGAUAUUAAUGGUCACGGGCUGCAUUACACGUGGAAUCAGAAACCAAAGAAUGGUGUUGGGUUACUUAAAAAAAAUGAUCGUGUGAUGGGGAAUAUAAAUUUUUUGGAGAUGUUUCCGGAAGCUUAUGUUUUUUAUCACCCAUUCCGGAUUUCGGAUCAUACUCCAUGCAUCCUCAAGAUGGCUACUUCGGUAAAGACCAAGCCCAAACCUUUUAAAUUCGCCAACUUUAUCACGGCGAAGCCGGAGUUCAGGGAAGUUGUAGAACGGGAAUGGAUCAAGCGGGUUGAUGGGGUUACUAUGUUUGCGGUCACUAAAAAGCUUAGAGAUUUGAAGCCAUAUAUGCGUAAAAUUCUGUUUGACCAGGGUAAUUUGCAUAAGAGAGUUGCUGAAUUGAGGAAGAAUCUGGAUGAUAUUCAAACUCUGAUUGAUAGCAAUCCGCUAGAUGUUGAUCUUCGGGACAGGGAGGCGAAGUGCCUGAAGGAAUUCCAAACUGCAGCGUAUGAUGAAGAGUGUUUUCUUAAGCAAAAAGCAAAGGUGGAAUGGUUAUGUGCUGGUGAUUCUAAUACUAAGUUUUUUCAUAAUAUGGUGAAAUGCAGAAAUGCCAGAAGUAAAAUCCACUCGAUUCGGGAUGUUAAUGGAAACCGUUAUGAGGGACAGGGUGCAUUGGAUGCUCUGGUUACUCAUUAUGCAAACUUUUUGGGUACAGAGGAUCAGGUGGAGAGUAUAAAUCUGGAGGAUAUAUGUAUCAAUACGAUUAGUGCUGAAGUUGCGGGCAAAAUGGUUCAGUAG